AUGUCAAGUGGAGCAACGCAUUGGUGUUAUGAAUGCAGUCGGCCAAUUGUGCUGGAAGGGAGAGAUAUUGUCUGCCCUUACUGUGAUGAUGGAUUCGUACAAGAACUUGACGAGAUGCGAGGCAUUGCACCUCAAAAUACUCUUCCGUCACGCUCGGGCGAGUUUCAUCAAAUGCCUGACUUAUUUGAUGCUAUUCAUGCUUUUGUGGGGAACAGAGGUUCCGAAAACAGGUUUGGGCUUAUGGACGCUGUUGAUAAUUUCAUGAGACAUAGGAUGGCUGGAAUGCACCCGAACUUUGAUGUUAGAGGGAGGUCCGGUUCGUCUGUCCCGGUUCCUGAACAGAGUUGGGGUGUUUAUAGUUCCGGUCCUUUUUUAGUAUUUCACGGUCAAGUUCCUGGAUUAAACUUACCUAAUGGAAGCUCGAGAGGAGGUCCAAGGCGCGGUGAUUUUGGUGACUACUUUAUGGGUUCUGGACUGGAAGAACUUAUCGAACAACUCACGAUGAAUGAUCGGCGUGGUCCACCCCCAGCUGCACGAUCAUCAAUUGAUGCAAUGCCGACUAUUAGGAUCACCCAAGCGCAUCUUCGCUCUGAUUCACAUUGUCCAGUCUGUAAAGAAAAAUUUGAACUUGGUUCUGAAGCAAGAGAGAUGCCAUGUGACCAUAUUUACCAUUCUGACUGUAUUAUCCCUUGGUUGGUUCAACAUAACUCGUGUCCUGUUUGCCGUGUCGAGCUGCCACCACAAGGACAAGUUAGUUCUCGUGGUGGUAGUAAUCGAGGUUGGGGAGGAAGGAACGGUGGCAACAACGGUGGAAAUGGUAGCUCAAGUAACAGGGAGAAUGACCGUCAGAACAAUGGAAGGAGAAAUCCGUUUUCGUUUCUGUGGCCAUUCCGCUCUUCUAGUUCAAACAAUAAUCAAUAUUCUGAAGGAAGCACUUCUUCAACCAAUGCUGACCAGAAUAACGGAACUAGUUACCAUGGAUGGCACGAUAACUAA
Messenger RNA from Lathyrus sativus (Indian pea), 996 nucleotides. The record is from the annotation of a GenBank genome assembly. NCBI's taxonomy places the organism in Eukaryota, Viridiplantae, Streptophyta, Magnoliopsida, Fabales, Fabaceae.